Molecule: messenger RNA, 429 nt
Organism: Ruditapes philippinarum (Manila clam)
Lineage: Eukaryota; Metazoa; Mollusca; Bivalvia; Venerida; Veneridae
Exons: 4
Coding region: 76-414 (112 amino acids)
Source: RefSeq, a predicted model, not a curated record
AUCUUCACAUAAAGCUAUACAUUUAUAAAAACAGAGACCAACAAGUUUGCUCCAUUCCUUUGACUGGCUACAAGAAUGAGGGUAUUGAUUUUAAUUUGUUUGUUUGGUUUUGUUGCGGCCCAACUUCGCCUACAAUGUGUUCAAGACAGCGACUGCCCUAGAUGUAACUCUCAUACGCAUAGGCAUGUCUGCAUCGAUUUUAUGUGCAAAUGUGUUUCCAUACACAGUGUGAAGCGUGCUGCACAUUGCAAUCCCCACGACUGUGUUUGCCCAGAAGGUCAAAACGGAAUAUGCAAUUCGCAAGGUCAUUGCGAGUGUGGAAGUCAUGGAAAACGUGCUGCACAUUGCAACCCCAAGGACUGUUUUUGUCCUGUUUUAAAUCUUUCUAACUUUCAAAAAAUUCAAAAUACAUAGAUCACUUUGAAAAUG